CCUAAGCCCCGUCGACCGUUCGGUCCAAUUCAGCAUCCAAACUCCGAUGCCAAAUCUAGAAACCCUAGCCUCAAAAUCCUAAAACCCUUAAACCACUCUACCCUCAUCAUUGGAACCCUGACGCUACCCUCUUACGUUAGCAAUACUUCCACAAUCAAAUGCAAUUGCUUUCAGCUAUCUGAUGAUUCCGCGGCCGUUUGCUGCGACAUUUUGAAUUUUGACAUUACAACUAUUGGUCGAAAAAUUCGAAUCCUUGCUUGGAAUUUUAUUCCUUUAAAACGUGGAAAUGGGAGUGAGAAAGGUGGGUAUCUGGAAAUUGUUAGCUGGGAUUUUUUGGAAUCUCUUAGUGGGAAAAUUUUUUCUUUCUCUAGUUUUAAUUCGUUUAGUAUUGAUACGGGCUCCCCUAUGGAUCUUAAAAAUAAUUCAAAUGCUAAAUAUUCGGUUUUUGGUGUGGUAGAGUCCAUAAGCCCUGUUUCGAUUGUUCCAUGUACAGCCUGGGAAAGUAGUACAAGUAAUAUUAGGGGCUUUCUUGUAAAUGUUUUAAUUUGUGAGUGCAAGGUUUGUAGUUCAAAAAUCUUGGCGUCAGGAUUGGAUGAUUUGAGUGAGAAAAAUAGGAAAGAUCAUUGUUUUAUCAAGCCAGUGAUUGUAUACUUUUGUGGGUUGGCCUCGUCAUGGCAUCCUGUCAUUUCGAGAUUUUCUGGGGGCAUUACUUUGUUUUCAGGGUUGAAGAAGAAGUUGGUAUUUGUAGGGAAAGAUCAAUCCCACUUAAUGUAUGUGACAACAGACAAAGCAUCAUUGCAUGUUCCUAAAUUAUUGAAGAAAUGGAGUUCAUUUCAGAAUACUGAUAUAAGAGGGAAGGGUGAAUUUGGUAGCUAUUCGGGGAUUGUUACGGGCGUUUACAUGCACGGUAUGGUUGUUGAGCUGGAUCAAAAGGUGAUGCUAUUGCUAACGGACCAGCAGCUCACUGUGCCACACAGUCUCAGAGUUGGUUCUGUUGUAUCUCUGAAGAAAGUCCAUUUUGUGAAUCCUAAAUUUCCUUGGGCAAAGAUGUUCAUACUUGGCGCUUGCUCUAAGACAAGCAUUUGUGUAGAGUCAUUCUCCCCACUAGAAACUGGAUGCCACUUGAAAUCAUGCUCCCAGAGCCUCCUUCAAAAGUUCAUAGACUCCUUGUCUUUUUUAGCCAGACUAUGGGUUUUACUUGUCAUCUCUUGUUUUAGGAAAAAGUUUGCUGGCAUUUUAUCUGAGAAGGAUAUCAUAGGGUCUAAACAUAAGCUAGGAUUGGCUCAAAGAUAUACUAAUUCAUAUUUGCCACUAUCAGCAUUUCAACUUCGGCAUGGAGUUUUUGUAGAAUUCUGCAAGCAUGACUGUUGUUCUUGUGCUAAGGAAGCAAAGUACAGGUCCUUAAAACUGGUCCCACCAAUUUCUAGUUUAAUCAGUUCUUUUGAGGCAACAUGGAAGAAGAUGCUCUAUGACAGGAAAAAUUGUUCAGGUUUUGUGUCAAACACCAAUCAGAAAAAUUCUAUAUCCUGUGGUGGGAGUUUUUAUGCACAGUCGGUGAGAAGAAUCUUGCGCGCUGAAGAAAUCGGUGUUAUUAUGCUCGGCAUUUUAAAGGUCUCAAUCAAUUGCAAUUUUGUUCGUCUGAAAUUGCUUUGUGCUCUUUCUUUACAUGGCAUAUGACCUUU
Molecule: messenger RNA, 1682 nt
Organism: Olea europaea var. sylvestris
Lineage: Eukaryota; Viridiplantae; Streptophyta; Magnoliopsida; Lamiales; Oleaceae
Product: CST complex subunit CTC1-like
Exons: 7
Biological process (GO): telomere maintenance via telomere lengthening; positive regulation of DNA replication
Cellular component (GO): CST complex
Molecular function (GO): telomeric repeat DNA binding; single-stranded DNA binding
Source: RefSeq, a predicted model, not a curated record